AGAGGGGCGGCAGUGUGGUGGCUGGGGCGGGCCUGCCAACAUGUGGUGGAGCAGUCCUGGCUCACCUCCGCCUACCGCUGCCACCCACGUGUUGCACACACUCAACCUUCACUGUUUACCCUCACUGGGGCUCUCUGCUCCUGCCUGAGUACUCCUGCACCAGAGUACUCCUCCCACCACCACACACCUGCAGCCAUGAUAACGAGAAUACAGAAUCACUUAACACCGUUUUUGAAGCUAUCAGGAUAACAACUAGUUAUCACUAGUGAUAUACUUUCGGUGUACAUGAUAUGACAUCCUGUUGGCUAGGAAAAUAAACUGGAAAGAAGAAUGAAGUUAGUGUGAAGGAGGUGUAGUGAGUGGGAGUGGCGCAGGGCGGCCAGUACCCGAGGGACGCCCUACACACGCCAGGACUACAGGAGGACCGUAGCGGAGACAGACGAGGGGACGACUCUAAUCCCGUCACCACGAUGAAGACCUGAUCAACGGGAGCAGUACUGAUGAUACACGCUGGGCAUGGUAGAGGGCAGCGCCACUACGCUGGGUAUAUGGUAGUGGGCAGCGCCACUACAUUGGGUAUGGUGGUGGGCAGCGCCAACAGGACGCGCACCACACGCGACGCGCCUCAUAAAAUGUGAUGGAAGGACAAAGUUUUAAGUUACAAUCGUGUCGUUGAAGCGACGUGGUGGUGGAGUAAUGUCACUGUGUUAUCAGAAGUGUGUGAUAAGGUAGGCGCCUGCUCCUGCUAGCCGCACAGGAAGCCGCAGGAGCUAGCUAGACCUGCCGGCCCCCACAGCUGUUGGAUAGGAUGCCGUACCUCGGAGACAGGCAGGAGCCCGAGCAUCCCAAGUUCACCACAGACUUCGGCUACGUCAAGAAGCUGCCAGGGGCAUUGAUCCUGGUGCAGCUGGUGUGCACGGGCCUGGGGUUCCUGCUGGCCCUGGGCGGCUCCCUCGUCUGGAUGGUCAAGUCUGGCCACGGCUUCUACACCUUCGUCUCCUUCGUCAGCUUCCUGAGCUGCGUGUGUUGGCUGGUCGUUCACGUCUUCCAGUUCUACACGCUCUUCAAGAUAGCCAUCAACUGGAACUUAGUGGGUUUGGUGUACAAUGGUGUCAACGGGUUCCUCAUGAUGGUGGCCAGCUGCGUUAUGGUGGAGGUGGCGUCCGAGGCCAGGGCGCUCAAGGCUGCUGGGGUGUUUGGGUUCCUGGCCUUCACGGGGUUCCUGGCGGCGCUGGUGUGGGAGGCGCUGCUGUGGCACAAGAACAGGGACUCCGGCGCUGGCUUCUCUAGCGCCUCCGUCGUCAGAGGACUUGAUCGACCUGACACGCCUGAGAGCGACUGUGUUGACGUGCGCGGGGUGGUGGCCGGCGGCGACGACCACGACGACGACGCCGCCGUGGGCCUCGUCGGCAUGAAGGCCAGACCCGUGUCCUCCUUCAUGCAGCAGCCCGCCCACAACGGGGAGGUGUCGACGCCCAUGCUGUACGCUCCGGGUUGGGAGAAGGACAAGGAUAGCCAGCCUGGCGCCAGCGACGACUUCGACUCUGAUCGCUCUGAGGGGUCCUCCCACUCCUCUGUGCAGGGAGAGUGGCAGACCCCUUCGUGAGCCCAGCCUCAAGCCCCCUUCCUGCUGGGGGAGUGGCAGAUCUCUUCAUGAGCCCAGCCUCAAGCCCCCUUCCUGCUGGGGGAGUGGCAAACCCCUUCGUGAGCCCAGCCUCAAGCCCCCUUCCUGCAGGGGGAGUGGCAGACCCCUUCGUGAGCCCAGCCUCAAGCCCCCAUCCUGCUGACACUAUAAUUUGAGUUCUAUCACUUACCCGCUAUAACAUUAAAACACAAGUGAAUUUUAGUGAACACAAGUGAAUUAUUCAGUGUGCAAAAGGGAGUGGAUUUCAGUUUCAUUCAGAUAACAACCAGGUGAACUAUGGUAAACCUGCAUUAUAGACAUACUAGUAAAGCCAUUCAAAUUUCACUGUUUUCUAUUACGUCGUGUGAACAUUCCCCUUAAAAGAUAAGUAUUUUCUCGAUUUGUUGUACAAUUUGAAUUUGAAAAUGUUGUAGAAACCGUUGAUGCAACACGUAAAUUUGCUGACUUGCAAAUGUGAAAGACAUUAUUAACUACGAAUUUCAACGCUGAAAUUACAAGAACGUACUGGGGAUUCCCGUAUAUGUCUCUGCCGCCACGCUUUUCUCCUAAUGGGAGCUGCCCUAGUGUGAGUCGGCUGUGUUCGUGUGUUUUAAUGUAUUAGUCGGCUGUGUUCGUGCGUCUCAAUGUGUGAGAUGGCUGUGUUUGUGCGUUUUAAUUAGUUGACUUUUUGCGUUAGCUAAGUAAAUAUAGAUGUUUAUCAUUGCUACUUGUUAUGUAUAGAUUCUGGACUACUAUUACUAAUUAUUGUUUUCUUGUAACUUGAAAUGUUUAUAUAUUAGAUAAUAAGCCACGUGAACUUCACUAUCAUAUAUGUUCAAAUGUUUCGCGAGUGAUGGUGUAUUAAGAGUUAGAUUAAUAUUUAAGAAGUAAAUUGAUUACGGAGUUUUAAGUGACAUGGAAGAAUGUUUCCUGAAAAGAGACGAGGCUACAAAUUUGUCAUGAGUACAAAAAAGACGAGGCUACGGAUACAAUAGAGGCUAGAACAGAGACGAGGCUACAGACACAGUAGAGGCUACAACAGAGACGAGGCUACGGACACAGUAGAGGCUACAACAGAGACGAGGCUACGGACACAGUAGAGGCUACAACAGAGACGAGGCUACAGACACAGUAGAGGCUAGAACAGAGACGAGGCUACAGACACAGUAGAGGCUACAACAGAGACGAGGCUACGGACACAGUAGAGGCUACAACAGAGACGAGACUACGGACACAGUAGAGGCUACAACAGAGACGAGGCUACAGACACAGUAGAGGCUACAACAGAGACGAGGCUACGGACACAGUAGAGGCUACAACAGAGACGAGGCUACGGACACAGUAGAGGCUACAACAGAGACGAGGCUACGGACACAGUAGAGGCUACAACAGAGACGAGGCUACAGACACAGUAGAGGCUAGAACAGAGACGAGGCUACAGACACAGUAGAGGCUACAACAGAGACGAGGCUACGGACACAGUAGAGGCUACAACAGAGACGAGGCUACGGACACAGUAGAGGCUACAACAGAGACGAGGCUACGGACACGGUAGAGGCUACAACACAGAGACGAGGCUACGGACACAGUAGAGGCUACAACAGAGACGAGGCUACGGACACAGUAGAGGCUACAACAGAGACGAGGCUACAGACACAGUAGAGGCUACAACAGAGACGAGGCUACGGACACAGUAGAGGCUACAACAGAGACGAGGCUACAGACACAGUAGAGGCUACAACAGAGACGAGGCUACAGACACAGUAGAGGCUACAACAGAGACGAGGCUACAAACACAGUAGAGGCUACAACAGAGACGAGGCUACGGACACAGUAGAGGCUACAACAGAGACGAGGCUACGGACACAGUAGAGGCUACAACAGAGACGAGGCUACGGACACAGUAGAGGCUACAACAGAGACGAGGCUACGGACACAGUAGAGGCUACAACAGAGACGAGGCUACGGACACAGUAGAGGCUACAACAGAGACGAGGCUACAGACACAGUAGAGGCUACAACAGAGACGAGGCUACGGACACAGUAGAGGCUACAACAGAGACGAGGCUACGGACACAGUAGAGGCUACAACAGAGACUAGGCUACAAACGACAUAUAGCAGACGGUGAAUAACUCAGUGCAUUUAUAAUUUAUAUGUGGCUGAUAUGUGUUCCACACUUUUCAUUAGUUUUGCUUUUCAAGGUGUCUAUAGUGACUAGAUAUAAGUGACUAUAUAACCGAGGGUGUUGAACACUUCGGGGAUGCGGCGAGACCCUAUAUUCAAGUCCUGACAGCGAAGUCGUAACAGCAGCGUCCAGGAAAGUUACAGCCCCGCUCCUGUGCCAGGUAAGUCCACUACGGGCUCACCAUAGCCCGUGCUACUUGGAACUUUUUGUUCCCAGUAGCUGAAUCUUAAGCAACAACAGCAGCGUCCACUUGGGGCCAUAUGUGCUGCAAACAAGGCAAUUGUCGUGUUUAAUAACACUGCCCUAGUAAGCGUUAUGUGGCUAGUGUCUGUCUGUGCUCUAGUAUCAAUAGUAUGGUUAUUUGUUAUCAGUAGGUAAUAGAAGUAUAGUGUUGAUAAAUAGAGAGAUAUAUAGAAUUUUUGUAUAGUCAGUUGUAACUCUUAGGGAAAUCUUUGAGGACAUAAUCCCAAAAGCAAACACACUGCCCUUUGUUGUUGUAACAAAGAAAUACUACAGAUAUUCCUGUGGGGAUGGAAGAGGGUUCGUCAUACUGCCAGUCUCACUAAUGUACUAUUCCUUCACCAUGUAACAUGUAAACCAUAUAUAGAUUGUGUGUGUGUAUACCCACGCGACUGAGUUCGAGUCUCCGAUGGUGCAAGUGAAUUAACUGAUAUAUAAUGAGUGUGUUGCACUGUGGUGUGGACGGGAGACAUCUCCCGUCACGCAGGGUGCAGUCGUACCUCCACAGAUCUCCAGUAUCAGCUCUUGAUACUGGUAAUGGCUAAAAAGGGCCACCACUUACGGGCUAUUCAUGCCCGUGCCACCUUUUGGAUGGUUUAAUCUUCAUCGUAAUCUUCAAGGAAGCACCUCAAGGUAUCAUCAAUCUGUGGUGUGUCAGUGGGGGUAAGUGGCCAGGUGACCACGCACAUCCACCGCUCAGGUCACGCUGGCUUACCUCAUCAAAUUAAACAAAGAACAUUUG
Molecule: messenger RNA, 4792 nt
Organism: Procambarus clarkii (red swamp crayfish)
Lineage: Eukaryota; Metazoa; Arthropoda; Malacostraca; Decapoda; Cambaridae
Product: CKLF-like MARVEL transmembrane domain-containing protein 4
Cellular component (GO): membrane
Source: RefSeq, a predicted model, not a curated record